AUGAAGAUCUCCACCUAUCUUAGCGUUGCCUUGGCCGGCAGCACUAGCGCCAAGUUCAUGGAGAACGACCGCCUUGCUGCUGAAGGCAUAGCAAAGCUGAGGACUCACCUAGCUGAGAAUGGCAUUCCAAACCCUGGGACUUGUACAUUGGACAAAGCGUCGGUUCGCAGGGAGUGGGCAACACUAUCCCGCAAAGAGCGAAUUGCCUUCAACGACGCUGUCAACUGCCUCCACAAGCUCCCCGCAAAGACAUCAGCUUCUGUCGCUCCUGGUGCUAAGAGCCGCUACGAUGACCUAGUUGUCACCCACAUCCAGCAGUCGCUCAACAUCCACGGCACAGGCAACUUCCUAACGUGGCAUCGCUACUUUACCUGGGUCUUCGAACAAAUGAUCCGAAAGGAGUGUGGCUAUAAAGGCACUUUCCCCUAUUAUAACUGGGCACACUACGCUUCCGACCCAAAAAGUGGCCCCUUCUUCGACGGCAGCGCCUCGAGCAUGUCCGGCGACGGUAGUUACGUCCCCGGGCGCAACUCAUCUUGUUUCCCGUGGGAUGGCAUAGCAGGGCCCUGCUACAUGCAUCUAGCACCAGGCUCAGGUGGUGGAUGUGUGACAUCGGGUCCAUUUAAAGAUUUCAAAAUCAACAUGGGACCUUUACAAACCAUGCUCCAGCUUCCAGGCGGCGGUCUACCGAAGAACCCACAAGCCAACAGACUAGGCUACAACCCGCGGUGUCUCCGCCGCGAUAUCUCGCAGCAAGCCGCGAAUGCGACAACCGACGCCGAGGUCGUCAGACUACUCAAGAAUUACACAGAUAUCGCGACGUUUCAGAGAGAGUACCAGGGCGCGUUUGCCGACGGCCGCAUGGGCGUGCAUACCGGUGGUCGUAAAUUACAUUACACAAUGGGCGGAGAUGCAGGCUCUGAUUUCUACAACAGUCCUGCUGAUCCGGCGUUUUAUCCUCACCACGGAAUGAUCGAUCGUGUGUGGUGGACGUGGCAGAAUCUCGAUCUCAAGAACCGCGAGAGGGCUCUCGCAGGAAGUGCGGGUGGUAUAGGGGAUACGACUGCGAAAAAUGCUACGCUAGGGGAUGCAUUGACCGUGGGCGAGUAUGUGGGGUACCCGAAUAUUACGAUUGGGGAUGCGAUGAGUACGGUUGGAGGUCCGUUUUGUUAUAUUUAUGCUUGA
Messenger RNA from Bipolaris oryzae ATCC 44560, 1185 nucleotides. RefSeq lists its product as uncharacterized. The coding region runs from base 1 to 1185 and encodes 394 amino acids. Gene Ontology annotation, molecular function: oxidoreductase activity. Lineage: Eukaryota; Fungi; Ascomycota; Dothideomycetes; Pleosporales; Pleosporaceae. The record is from RefSeq and is a predicted model, not a curated record. The transcript has 4 exons.